Messenger RNA from Adineta steineri, 1545 nucleotides. Lineage: Eukaryota; Metazoa; Rotifera; Eurotatoria; Adinetida; Adinetidae. The record is from the annotation of a GenBank genome assembly.
AUGCGACGAUAUUCAACAUUUUGUUAUUUAGCUUGUCUUGCUCUUGUUGAUCUUGGAGUUAUAAUAACAUUUUGUGUCAAUUUUAUAUCUUUAUAUCAUUUUCAUUAUGAUAUACAAGAUGAAUCAUUUCCAUGUAAAUUAUUUGCAUUUAGCACUUAUUUUCUUCCACAAUAUUCAUCAUGGAUAUUAGUUGCUGUUAGUAUUGAUCGGGUUAUAUCAGCAAAAUAUCUUCGUUUAGCUAAAACUUGGUCAAAACCGCGACAUUCUGUAUUUGUAACAUUAAUACUUGGUUUAUUUCUUGCUGUACUUAAUAGUCAUUUUUUUCUUUAUGACAAUAAUUCAAUUAAACAACGAAAUCAACAACAAACAGAAACUCGAAAUCAACAACAACGAAUUUUAAAUAAUAAUAGUAUAAUAGAAAGAUAUUUAUCAAAUGAAUCAUUUACACAUCAACCAAGUUCAUUUUUAAUAAUGAAUAAUUUUUCAAAUGCCGAAGGAAUAGGAGGAAGUGGCGUAGCUGUAACAGUAGGAACUGGAAGCGGAGGGACAGGAAAUGAUUCAUCAUUAUCUUACGAAGCAUUUACAUCAGUUCCAUCACAAACGGUUAAUCAAGAGACAACUUUACAAGGACAAUAUGAUAAUAUAUUAACAAAUAUAAAACAAGAUUCAAUACCAUUUUUUGAUGUUAAUGUUAUUCAAUGUUCACUUGAAAAUUCUAUUAAACAUGGAAAUUUAUAUGUUUAUUGGGUUUGGAUUGAUCUUGCAAUGAAUGUUUUUAUACCAUUUACAGCAAUGAUUGCUUGUACAGUAUUAAUUAUUUUAACACUUGUACGUUCAUCAUCUCGUGCUGGUUCAACAUCAGCACGUCGUUCACGUCGUCGUCGUAAUAUAUCUGUGAUGUUAAUCACUGUCAAUCUUGUUUUUAUUAGUUUAACAGCACCUAUAGUUAUAUUUUUAAGUGUUUAUGAAUAUGUUAAAGAUGAUGCCAAUCUCUAUCGACAAACAAUAUUAGUUUUAAUUAAAAUUUUUUGUAUUAUUCUAAUGAAUCUUAAUCAUUCAAUUAAUAUUGUUAUUUAUUCAAUUACAGCAAAAGAAUUUCGUUCUGAAAUGGCAAAUUUUUUACAAGCACUAUUAUAUUGUAUUAUUGGCAAACCAUUAAAUCCAGCUGAUCUACCAUAUAUGCAUGAUGAUGGUACAUUAUUAUCACGUUUAAGACAUUUAAGACGAAAUUUAUUUAAAUGUUGUCAAAUAAAAAUGCGUUCACAUUCUCCAAAUACAACUGAUACAAGUGGUUUACAACAUACAACAACAGCAGCUGGAGGAACAAGUCAAUCUCGUUCAUCAAAUAGUAAUAAAAGAAGUAAACGUCAACGUUCAGAACGAAAUGGUAAACAAAAAUAUUCAAUGACAUAUAAUAGUGAAACAUCAACAAAUAAAAAUAAUAGUCGUCGUCUUAUUGUACAAUUACAAGCUGAUCCAAUAUCAUCUGUUUAUGAACGUGAAGAUGUAUCAUUUCAUGGUUUAUCUAUAUCAACUGAAGAUUAA